UCAAACCGUCCACGACUUUCCACGCGCCAUUCCUUAUAUCCCUCCAUGUAAACAACCCUGCCACUCCACUGACGACUCCCCUGUUCCGGGUCAUUCCCGUUCAUGGAUUCUCCGGCGCGCCUCCUCUUCUCCUUCCUCUGUUGCUCCCCUCUCUUCUUCCAUGCCGGCUCCUCAGCCGUCCCCCGCUCCAAGCAUGACGCUGAGCUUGACGCCCUCUUACGCCUCCGCAAAUCUCUCGCCGUCGCCGACUGGCCAGAUAGGUGCGACCCCUGCUCCUGCUGGACCGGCCUCAACUGCAGCUCCGACGGCACUGUUUCUAUCAAUCUGACCUCUGUUCGUCGAAGUCACCGCGACCGGUCAGGAGCGGCCGUCGACUACGACUUCAACGGACUCAGUAACCUCACCUCCUUCGACGCCUCCGGCUUCCCGCUCACCGGUCCCAUCCCUGCUGCCCUCGGCGACUCCAAUUCCCUCACCUUCCUCUCCCUCGCCCGGACCGGAGCCUACGGCAGCAUCCCAGAGGGCCUUUCCCGGCUCAGCCAGCUCACCGUCCUAGACCUCUCCGGCAACUCCCUCGACGGGACGAUCCCGCCGGGGCUCAGCAAGCUCCAGAAACUCCAAACGCUGAACUUAUCCAACAACAGACUUUCCGGUACAGUCUCAGCGGAGCUCGGCGGCCUCUCCUCCCUCGUCUCCCUCGAUCUCAGCUUCAACUCACUCUCCGACGGUGUGCCAGAGGACCUCUUCUCGGGGCUCUCGGAGCUGCGUUCCAUCAAAUUGGACCACAACGACUUCUCAUCGGAUCUCCCUAAAUCUAUUUUGAAUCUGACUAAGUUGGUACUCCUCGAUGUCUCUAACAACAAUCUCACCGGCAAACUUCCAGUCGACGAUGAGGUCGGCAGCGGCAACACUAAUGGCCAAGGCGGCGUCUUUAACCUGUCUCACAAUCUAUUCUACGGAUCGAUUCCUGCUGAAUUCCAAGGGAUACUUGUCCGAAGAUUCAGCGAGGUGGAUCUCUCCAGCAAUUAUUUCGAAGGGAGAGAAUUCGCCGGCCAUCUCAAUGCUUCGUGGAAUUGUUUUACUUUUGCACAGAAACAGAGGCCGCCGACUGAGUGCAAUAGCUUCUACACGGAAAGAGGCUUCGCCGUCGAUUCACUGACUGCUUCCGGCAGCAAAAGGACAUGGAAUCGGUGGUAUUCAUUGGUGGCUGCUAUAUUUUGUAGUCUGGCUGUCACCGUUGUCUUUCUCAUUUUUAUGCUCUGCGUCAGUAGACGCAGAGCUCGUUUGAACGCUACCGCCGGCAGCGGCAGCCUCCCUCCGCCUUCCGGAGUAGCAGAACCGCCAUCAUCUUCUUCUGCAACUCCCGGCGACGGUUUCAGCUACGACCAGUUACUAAAGGCCACGUCGGGUUUCAGCGCAGCUAAGCUCAUCAAGAACGGGCACUCCGGCGACCUUUACCGCGGCGUGCUGGAAGACGGAAAAGAAAUUGUGGUGAAGAGAAUCGACCUGCAAUUCGCGCGAGGAGAAUCCUAUUUGGCCGAACUGAACUUGCUCGACUCUGUUUCCGGCGCCGCCCGAUUGGUUCCGUUCCUCGGCAGCUGCUCGGAGAAGGAAAACGUGAAGCUUCUCGUCUACGAGUACAUGAAGAACGGCGAUCUCACCGCUGCUCUGUACAGGAAAUCCGAGGUCGACGGCGACGAUUCGCGGACACUAGAUUGGAUAAAGAGGCUCAAGAUUGCGAUCGGCGUCGCAGAGGGACUCUGUUUUCUGCAUCACGACAGCAAUCCUCCACUGGUCCAUAGGUCUGAAAUCGAUAACGAUCCUUUAUUCAAUCAUUCCGAUGAUUUAUUUUGCUCUGCUCGCAGGGAUAUCGAAGCGAGCAGCAUCCUUCUCGAUGAUAAGUACGAGGUCCGGUUGGGGAGUCUCGGCGAAGUUUGCGCGCAGCAAUUCGACGUCCGCCAGAACGUGCUCGCCAGAAUCCUGAGACCGUCGCAGAGUUCCAAUCGAGGGGUGUCGGGCUCUUCCACCGCGACGUGCGCCUUCGACAUAUACUGCAUGGGGAAGGUGCUUCUCGAGAUCAUCACCGGAAAGCCGGGGAUCAGCGGCUCCGACAGCGCCGCCACGAACAAGUGGCUGAAGCAGACGGCGGCGUGCAUCGGCAUCAUGGAGAAGGAGAUGGUGGCGAAGAUCGUGGACCCGCGGCUGGUGGUGGACGACGACCACAUGGAGGAGGUGUGGGCGGUGGCGGUGGUGGCGAAGGCGUGCCUGGACCCGCGGCCAGCCAAGCGACCGCUGGCGAGGCACGUGCUGAAGGCGCUGGAGAGCCCGUUGAAGGUGGUAAGGGAAGUGAACCAGCCGAGCUUUUCUUCUUCCCGGGGCUCGUGGCAGAGCGCGUUGAUCGGCGGGUGGCUGCACAGCGUCUCCAGCGUCGCCUCCCUCGGGCCGGUGGGGGAAGAGGGGCUGAAAUCCAGGUCUCCUGUGAGUAACGAAGCGGAUACGGACAUCGUGUGAAAAGGAAUUUGAAUUCCUUGCGCCGAUGGUAAGGUCAACUUCGUUGUCAUUGGGGAUUAUUGCCGUGAAGACAUAGUUAGUGUCUAUUUUUGUACAUUGAAUGUCUGUAACCAUUGAUUCGAUUC
This is a messenger RNA of Zingiber officinale, 2636 nucleotides long. Its product is annotated as probable LRR receptor-like serine/threonine-protein kinase At2g16250. Gene Ontology annotation, molecular function: receptor serine/threonine kinase binding; protein kinase activity; ATP binding. The record is from RefSeq and is a predicted model, not a curated record. Lineage: Eukaryota; Viridiplantae; Streptophyta; Magnoliopsida; Zingiberales; Zingiberaceae. Bases 103 to 2511 code for a protein of 802 amino acids. Gene Ontology annotation, biological process: protein phosphorylation. The transcript has 2 exons.